This is a messenger RNA of Lottia gigantea (owl limpet), 150 nucleotides long. RefSeq lists its product as hypothetical. The transcript has a single exon. The annotation marks the transcript as partial. Lineage: Eukaryota; Metazoa; Mollusca; Gastropoda; Lottiidae. The record is from RefSeq and is a predicted model, not a curated record.
UUGUAUAAUCAGUUUAUAAAAUCUGUAUCAUCAGAUUAUCACAUCAUUAUCAUCAGAUUAUCACAUCAGUAUCAUCAGAUUAUAACACUCGUAUAUCAGUUUAUAACAUCUGUAUCAUCAGUUUAUAACAUCUGUAUCAUCAGAUUAUAA